Molecule: messenger RNA, 2631 nt
Organism: Peronospora belbahrii
Lineage: Eukaryota; Oomycota; Peronosporomycetes; Peronosporales; Peronosporaceae
Source: the annotation of a GenBank genome assembly
AUGAAGGCGUUUAACGCUUGGCGAAGUCAUGAUAGUGGCAAUAAAGGCUCGAAUGAUGCCGUCACAGAACUCCAACAAGUUAUUCUAAAGAAAGAUCUCAUGAUAUUGAGUCUACAGACGCAAUUGGAUGCGUACAUGGCGCACUUUGGUGCACUGCCGGUAGAUACUUUAAGCCAAUUAAAACAAUUCGAUGUCAUAACUGAAAGUUGUACCAAAGAAUUCGAUACAGACAGGAAGGAAUUAGCUGCUACGAGUGAAGAUUUACGACCGGAUGUGGAUACAUUGCAGAAUCCUGCAUCGAAUUCAUCACCAACGUCUUCUAUGCGAUAUCAAGCACCUUUGGACGUGAAUGAAGAGAGACUCGAGCUAUGUGUUGGUAAUAAUGUGGUAGUCGAUUUUGUACAAGAUUCGCCCGUAUUUCGCAGUCAAUUGGAAGAAUAUGAAGAGUCGAUUAAUGGCUUGAGAUUGCUAUUAAAAGAAGUGAUGAUACAUUCAAAGGAGUAUGCAACUGCAGGGAAAUAUUAUGGUGAAAAGGAGACGGCACUGGCACAAGAGUUGGUCCAGCGGAAACACACACGUGCUAUUUUUUCAACGAGUUUUCCGGAAUUAGGAAGUUUAUCCGAGUUGGUUGGAGAAAUGCACGACACAUUGGCACAGAUACAGAGCUCGCGUGUGAGUAUGUUGCUUGGUGUCGAGUCGUUGCUGAGCAGAUUGAUACAACAAUUUUCAGAGAAAGAAGUGAUGAAAGAGACGGGAGAGUUGCGAAAGGAUGUGAUGAAAUUAGGAGAUGAGUAUGAAACACUACUUGCAAAAUUGUUGAGCAAACCUAGACAGCCGGGGCAAUGUACCAAUGGAACAGCAACUCCUACUGGAUCGGGCGAUUUGAUUGGAACACUGGGGCUAGGCAGUCCUGCCUUGCUAGGAGGGAAAAACAAUGCAGUUGGUGAACACACAACUUUGGAAACACCACCAGCUUCUGCUUCGAGUGGUACUAGCAACAGUUUUCUAAGUUUGGAGCCAGGGCCAACGAUUCAUGGAAGUAAUGAUAAACAUCAGCGAGCACUGGAGCGAGAAGUGAUGAUAGCACGUCGACGGUUUGAACUGGCUCGUUUUGACCUGGUUCGGUACCUGAAUCGAAUUGAUUGCAUGAAGAAGCUUGUGUUAACGGAGUGCUUCAAUUCCAUUAUGUAUGCUCAUCUCGGUCACUUCCAUGCAUGUCACGAGUUGGUCAAGUCCGUGGAGCCUACGCUGCGUAAACGUCAAGAAAUGCUGCAAGUUUCACGCCAGGAUUUUGAACGAGAUGAGUUGAUGUGGACAUCACAGCGGGAGCUACUCGACAAACGGUUAUCGCAACAUGUUGACAUUGUCAGCUCUAACAUUGGGUCCAGUGAACCUUCGCCGGUGGCAUCAAGUGUGAUGAGUGCUGAUACAGCUGCGUUAAAUGAAUCAUUUCCAUCGCUUGACUUGCCUGUGGAGGUAAUCUCAACUGAUACCUCCAACAGCCGAGAGACUGUGGCCACUUCUCCUAGUGGUGCUGCAAAACAGGGCUAUUUGUUUGUUCGCAACUCGAUGUUUCCGACUAGAAGUUGGAAACGACGUUGGUUUCAGAUAUAUGCAGGCAAGCUGUUCCAGACUACAUCCCGUGGUGGCAGCAGCAGACAUUCUACAGAAACCAGCUUGACUCUUGUAUGCGAUUUGUUACUCGCUCGGGUGCGCGAAUUGGAGGGUUCAAGUCUUCCUUUCUGUUUUGAGGUUAUCGACGCGAAUCGCGCAAAAUUCUUACUGCAGGCAACCAGUGCUCGUGAUAUGAUCGAGUGGAUUGAGGCUGCACGCCACAGCACCGAAAGCGCUUUAGAAAAGCAAAGCCAUCGCCAGGAGGUGCAUCCGGAGCAACAGUCGGUCAUUGACGAGUUAGUUAAGGCAAAUCCAUACUGUGCAGACUGUGGACAGGAGCCAGCUGAGUGGGUAUCGAUCAAUAUUGGAUGCUUGUUGUGCAUUGAGUGCUCGGGAAUCCACCGAAGUCUUGGUGUGCACGAAUCUAAGGUACGAUCACUAACUUUAGACUCAUGGGAUAUGUCCCUGCUCACGCUGCUUCGUGACGAGCUCGGGAAUAACGCGGUGAAUGCAAUCUGGGAGCACACGGUGCCUGAUGGCUGGACCAAGCCGACACCAACGACGAAUUAUGACGAAAGGGCUCAAUUUAUUAAGGCUAAGUAUCAUUUCCGUAGUUUUGCCGAACCCAAUGCGACAUUGAAAGAUGGAUUAAAUGAUGAUGAUAGCGUACUAAAGCAAGAUUUGGCCAAGCGGUUUAUUGCUGGAACUUCACGUGGAAGUGUGAAAGAGUUGAUGUGGUGCUUAGCACACGGAGUAGACGUUGAUGUACGUGCUGGUGAGCAAAACGAAACGGCUUUACAUGUAAGCGCUGCCGCAGGUGCUGCGGCCUGUUGCAACUAUCUUGUGCUGAAUGGUGCGAGCUUGACACUAACCGACAAACGCGGGCGAUUGCCUUACGACGUUGCCAAUGCCGGGGGAUUUGAAGCCAUUGCACAUGCACUUACGCAGAAAAAUGAAUCUCAGACGGUAUUAGGUGACAUAGCAGACAGCACAAAUCUGACACAUGCAUCUGACUGA